AUGGGUGGUACUCAAGAAGGCUUUGGAGGACACCUGAGACAAAUUUUGAAUAACUCUACGUCUUUCUUCUUCACUAAUGUGGCGGAGAAUCAAGAGAUCUCGGUGCUAUGGAAAAUUUUCCAAAAAUGGGGAAAGGUAGUAGAUGUGUUUAUCCCCAAAAAACGGGACAACCAGGGACGAAGGUUUGGGUUCGUACGAUUCUCUGGUGUCUGCGAUGUGGAGGGUUUGGAAAGGAGUCUCAACUCUAUUGUCAUUGGAGCACGGAGGUUAAAGGUCAACCUUACUCGUCACUCUCGGAUGGUGAGGAGCAACAGUCAUGUUGUCACUCGGGUGCAACUGGAUAGGCAAGGUGUCUCUGGCAGGGUAAUGCGUAACCAUGGUGUCUCAUAUGCGGAUAAAUUAAAAGGAACGACGAGGUUCAACGCUAAGGAUUCGAAGGGAAAUACGAUGGUAUCAGCUACGGGGGGUAAAGAGUGGGUGCGGAAAAAGGAGCCUUGGGCUCAUCUUCAUUUCUCGGUUGAUGAUGAGGUAAUUGAGGAAUGUUAG
Cajanus cajan (pigeon pea) is the source of this 546-nucleotide messenger RNA. Lineage: Eukaryota; Viridiplantae; Streptophyta; Magnoliopsida; Fabales; Fabaceae. The record is from RefSeq and is a predicted model, not a curated record.